Messenger RNA from Cucumis sativus (cucumber), 2246 nucleotides. Its product is annotated as pentatricopeptide repeat-containing protein At5g18390, mitochondrial. The record is from RefSeq and is a predicted model, not a curated record. Gene Ontology annotation, molecular function: protein binding. The transcript has 2 exons. Lineage: Eukaryota; Viridiplantae; Streptophyta; Magnoliopsida; Cucurbitales; Cucurbitaceae. The coding region runs from base 224 to 1591 and encodes 455 amino acids. Gene Ontology annotation, biological process: RNA splicing.
GCAUGCCCUAAUCGUGAAGUGGACUAAAACUCCCUCUAAAGUGUGACGCGGAACACGCCCUUAAUCCAAUCGGGCUGACAUCGUGGGAGUUCUACGCUUUAAGCCAUCCACAACAGUACAACACCGUGACUAUCGAGCCCAAUACUACCAAUUCGUAGGCUUCAGUUCUUCCUUUUCUGGUUUGAUGACGAUCAUACAAAACUUCUUGUGAUUUCGUUCCCAAAUGCUCCAUUUCAAAAAUUUCGCAACAGGGCUAAUACGGUUCCGGUACAUUUUUCUCAACCGCCAUUUCAGUAACUCAAAUUCUUUGGUGAAUGGCUCCACCGCGCCUUCGAAAGACGACUAUUUCGCUGCAAUCCACCAUAUCUCCCACAUUGUCCGCCGAGACUUCUACAUGGAGCGCACUCUCAACAAGCUCCGAAUCUCCAACCUCAAUUCCGAGCUCGUUUUCAGAGUCCUUCGCGCUUGCUCCAACUCUGGUACCGAGUCCUUCCGUUUCUUCAACUGGGCUUGCUCUCACAACCCCUCUUACCAACCCACUACCCUUGAAUUUGAAGAGCUCGUCAAAACCCUAGCUCGGACCAGAAAGUAUACCACGAUGUGGAAAGUUCUUCUUCAGAUGAAGACUCAGAAUCUCAAAAUUUCACCGGAAACGAUAUCGUUCAUAAUUCAAGAGUAUGGUAAGCAGGGCCUUGUAGAUAAUGCGGUUACCAUAUUCAAUCAAUGUUCCAAAUCUAUCGAUUGUCCACAAACAGUUGAGGUCUAUAACGCGUUACUUUUUGCGCUUUGUGAGGUUAAAAUGUUUCAUGGAGCUUAUGCGUUGAUUAGGAGGAUGAUUAGAAAAGGCGUAACUCCUGAUAAAAAGACUUAUGGAACUCUUGUAACUGGAUGGUGCUCAGCGGGGAAGAUGAAGGAAGCUCAGGAGUUCUUGGAGGAAAUGAGCCAGAAGGGGUUCAAUCCUCCUUUGCGAGGUCGUGAUCUUUUGGUUGAAGGAUUGCUUAAUGCAGGGUAUUUAGAAUCUGCUAAGGAUAUGGUUAGAAAAAUGACUAAAGAAGGAUCUGUGCCUGAUAUAGGAACUUUUAAUUCUCUGAUUGAUGUUAUAUGCAACUCUGGAGAAGUUGAUUUUUGCAUUAAUAUUUUUCAUGAGGUGUGCAAGUUGGGGCUUUGUCCUGAUAUAAAUACUUACAAGAUUUUGAUUCCAGCAACUUCGAAAGUAGGUAGGAUUGAUGAAGCAUUCAGGCUUUUGCAUUGCUGUAUUGAGGAUGGACAUGUACCGUUUCCAAGUCUUUAUGGACCAAUACUUAAAGGAAUGUGUAAAAGGGGUCAGUUCGAUGAUGCAUUUUGCUUUUUUGGUGAUAUGAAACAUAAGGGGCAUCCACCAAAUCGACCAGUGUACACAAUGUUGAUAACAAUGUGUGGACGUGGAGGGAGAUUUGUUGAUGCUGCUAAUUACUUGAUGGAAAUGGCUGAACUUGGUUUACCUCCAAUUUCAAGGUGCUUUGAUAUGGUUACUGAUGGAUUGAAGAACUGUGGAAAACAUGAUUUAGCAAAGAAGAUUGAACAGCUUGAAGUUUCUAUUCGAGGCAUUUGAUCCUAUAGUAAAGUAAUAAGCAAGUACUUAUUCUGCUUGAAGGAUGUGGUUGAAAUGGAUAUGAAAAACGAAAAACUACAGAAGUCGGAAAAAGGACAAACAAAGAAGCACUUCUCUUAGGAAAUUCCUUCUAAUCACUCUUACACAUGUGGAGAGAGUUCAGAGAAAGGAAGUCUCAAGUUGAGGUUAUCAUCCAGCGAACGAUCAACAUUUUCAGAUGCACUGUAUGGAUUGUGACUGAGGCUACUGCUAUCUAGGGAAGUGCUGAAUUCUUUGAGUUCAAAGGUGAAUCGUUUUCUUGCUUCAAGGUGGCGUUCUCUGUCAAAGGAUUGCAGUAGCCUUUUCUUCAAAUCUAUAUCAAUUGGAUUCUUGUAAUGUCUUCUGAUUCCGGAAGGAAAGACGACUACUUCCAAGUCGAUUUGAAUUGGGGAGAGAUUGUGCUCUUAUAAAAGGGGGUUAACUGUAGACUCUCCUUAGCUUUCCAUAUUCUCAUGUAUUUCAAUCCUGCGAUCAUUCAAUCUUCAAUUAUAUGCUUGUUUUUUCUUUGGUGAGUGAUGUAGAUAUGGUAUAUGUUGGAUAUUAUAUUAAACCGGAUGUCCUGGAUUUAAGCUCUUGUUGUCUCUCAAUUUAAUAAUGAUUUUCACUUGUUUGGUCU